AUGGCCGACGUCCGAUCUCUCCUGCGGCAGCAGCGCGAUGCCCGUCGAAUACAGCACCCGCUAGCCGCCUAUUCCGACGCCGGAAAGCUGCUAUGCACGCUAUGCCGCGAGCAGAUUCGAGCCGACAGCAUGUGGGAUAGCCAUCUGCAAGGAGCCAGCCACAAGCAGAAAGCCGCCACUGGCGCAAGACAAGCAACACGGGACGAUGCCGGCGCUGCUAAUCCCAAGAGGAAGCUCCAAGAGAGCUCUGAAGCCACGGAGUUCGACGAGGCCUCACGCACAAAGAGGACCAAAGCAGAGCUUCUAGCUGCAGGGCUCCUCACCACCGAAUCUGACGAAGACGCCUCCGAGCAGCAGCCAGCGCAGAAAGAUCGAGUCCGAACACCGCCCAGCCUGAUCCGCCGAAUGUCCACGACACCCUCGCAGGGUAUUGAGAUACAGAUCCCCUCGCGCCCAGCAACACCCGCACACAGAGACUCGUCGUCGUCGUCCACGCCGGGCGGCUCGUCGCUACCGUCUGCAUUCGCUACAGCCGGCGCAACAGCUGUUUCAAGUCGAAUGCAGAGCGCCAUCCCCGCAGCAGCAGAUACUACCACCACUGCAUCAGCAGAGGAGACACCGAUUCUUGCUAGCGGCAAUGGUGUAGAUGAGGACGAAUGGGCGGCCUUUGAGGCUGACAUUGCAGCUGCAUCUGUGCCGUUUGAUGAAGAUGCUACCAUUACUGCACCGGCAAUGAAUGCAGAGGAGGCUGCGGCGGCGGCAUCGGGCGAUGCUGAUUCUGAGGAUGUCAAGCGCAAGAUGCAGGCAGACAUUGAUAUUGAAGAUGAAAAGGAAGAGGCUACGAGAGCCAUGGAGGAUGAGUUUGACGACAUGCAGGAGCUCGAAGCACGCGUACAGCGCCUCAAGGACCAGCGUGCUGCGCUUCGUCAACGCGCAGAGAGCCAAGGACAAGAGACGAUGCCACCCAAACCGUCAGAUCUUGCCGCGAGUGCAGCUGGUGCUGUCGCCGCAAAUGGCACGGUAGUGGAAGAAGAGGAGGAUAGUGAUGAUGAGGACGACUUUGACGGAUUUACUUUCCGUCGCUGA
This is a messenger RNA of [Torrubiella] hemipterigena, 1086 nucleotides long. The record is from the annotation of a GenBank genome assembly. Lineage: Eukaryota; Fungi; Ascomycota; Sordariomycetes; Hypocreales; Clavicipitaceae.